Lolium rigidum is the source of this 2718-nucleotide messenger RNA. RefSeq names its product DNA (cytosine-5)-methyltransferase 1-like. Gene Ontology annotation, molecular function: chromatin binding; methyltransferase activity. The transcript is spliced from 19 exons. The coding region runs from base 1 to 2718 and encodes 905 amino acids. Gene Ontology annotation, cellular component: nucleus. The record is from RefSeq and is a predicted model, not a curated record. Lineage: Eukaryota; Viridiplantae; Streptophyta; Magnoliopsida; Poales; Poaceae.
AUGGCGCCGAGAUCGCCUUCCCCCACCGCCGCAGCACACGCGCCGGCGCGGGCCUCGUCGACCCGCGACCGGAAGUCCCCGAAGAGGUUCGCCGACGAACCGCUCGCUGUCAUCACCAAGCGCCCUCGCGGUGGCUAUGGGGCGUCCGCCUCAGGGAAGAAGAAGAAGGCGACCAAGCGGAAGGCGGCGAACACGGCGAAGAAGACCAGGGCGACCACGACCAGGAGGAAGAAGGAUGCGCUGGCGGACGAGUGCGCGGACGAGCCGGACCUGGACGCGCUGGCGGACGACGAGGCCGACGAGCUCGCCGCCCUUGAAGAGGACGCGGGUGCGGGUCGUGAGGCGACCAGGCGAGUGGCUAAGCGGCCUGCCGCCAAGGCCAAAAAGUGGGAGGAGGGCGACCCGGAGUUCGUCGGCGCGCAGGUUCCCGCCGACGUGGCGCGCGCGAAAUGGCCCAAGCGCUACCAGCGGGACGGCAAGAGCACGAUUGGUGAGGAGGAGGAGGAGGUGAUGGCAAGGUGCCAUUACGAAGCAGCCAAGGUGGAAGAAAUCAUCUAUAAUCUGGGGGACGACGUCUAUGUGAGGGCUGGGGGGGAAAAGGCAGAUUAUAUUGGAAGGAUUAAUGAAAUUUUCGAGGGCACCGACAACGGACGUUACUUCAACUGCCAAUGGUUCUUUCGGCCCGAGGACACGGUGAUUUUGACUGCCAAGUUGGUGGAUGACCACACUCAUGAUCCAAAGCGUGUGUUUCUCUCUGACGAGGGAAAUGAUAACCCGCUGGACUGCAUUGUGUCAAAAGUCAAGAUAUUGCAAACUGAUCCCAAGCUUCAUCAGGCAGCUACAGCCCAACUAGUGGAGGACUACGAUCUUUACUAUGACAUGACCUACACCAUGGCAUACUCGACAUUUGCAAACGCCGUAAAUGGUAAUUGUUAUAUUAACGAAAGUUUAGGGAUUUCAUCUAAUGUGGAUUCGGAGGCUAACACCCUGCUGACAACAGCAGCGUUACUUGAUCUUUAUUCUGGUUGUGGUGGCAUGUCCACUGGAUUAUGCUUGGGUGCAGGACUAGCUGGCCUGAAACUUGAGACGCGAUGGGCAGUUGACUUUAACAGCCACGCAUGCAAAAGCUUCAAAUCUAACCAUCCACAGACCGAGGUUCGGAACAUGAAAGCGGAGGAUUUCCUCUGUUUGCUCAAGGAAUGGGCACUUCUUUGUGACAAAUAUGUUCACAGUAAUAAUGCUGGCGCAGCUCCUCCCACGGAGGAUGAGGAAGAGGGUGAACUUGAAAAGGAUGAGUUUGUUGUAGACAAGCUCACUGAAAUCUGCUAUGGUGGUGCUGAUAGGAAAAGUUGCAUCUAUUUCAAAGUCCAGUGGAAAGGAUUUGGCCCCGAAGAGGAUACUUGGGAGCCCAUUGAAAAUCUUUGUGAUUGCCCACUGAAAAUAAUGGAGUUUGUUCAAGAAGGUUACAUACGAAAAAUCUUGCCUUUGCCUGGUGAUGUAGAUGUCUUAUGUGGGGGCCCGCCUUGUCAAGGGAUAAGCGGGUUUAAUCGGUAUAGAAACCGUGACGAACCACUAAAAGAUGACAAGAACAGACAGAUAGUCAUCUUCAUGAACAUCGUUUCUUAUCUGCGGCCAAAAUACGUUUUGAUGGAAAACGUGGUGGAUAUCCUUAAAUUCGCCGAUGGAUAUUUGGGUAGGUAUGCAUUGAGCCAUUUGGUGGCUAUGAAAUACCAGUCCCGGAUGGGAAUUAUGGUAGCGGGCUGUUACGGUCUUCCACAGUUCAGAAUGCGCGUCUUCCUUUGGGGUGCCCUCCCUACAAUGGCGCUCCCAAAAUAUGCUCUUCCGACUCAUCACGCCGUUGUACGAGGUGGAGCGCCAAAUGCAUUCUUUGAAAACAUUGUAGCGUAUAACGAAACUCAGAAGCCAAACUUGGAAAGGGCAUUGGUUCUUGACGAUGCUAUUUCAGAUUUGCCGGAGGUUGGUAACGAUCAACCUAGUGAUGUAAUGGAAUACCUUGUUGAACCAAAGACGGAAUUUCAGUGCUACCACCGCCUUAGUCGCAAAGAAAUGUUGGACUGCUCAUUUGGAGAUAUAGCUGGUCCUGUAGAAGGAAAGCUAUUGGAUCACCGGCCUCUAAAGCUGAACAAAGAUGAUUUCGAGCGUGUGAGGCGGAUACCAUACAAGAAGGUUGGGGCCAACUUCCGUGCCUUGGAAGGUGUAAGAGUAGGGCCGAAUAAUGUUGUGCAGUUUCACCCUAAUAUUCCACGAGUUUACCUUGAGUCGGGCAAACCAUUGGUUCCUCAGUACGCGAUGAAUUUUGUGGGGGGCAAGUCUUUGAAGCCAUUUGGACGACUAUGGGGAGACGAGACAGUUCAAACAGUUGUGACCAGAGCUGAGCCACAUAAUCAGGCUAUACUGCACCCAAGUCAGGCGCGUGUGUUGAUUGUUCGCGAGAAUGCAAGGCUGCAGGGGUUCCCGGACUAUUACCAAAUGGACGGACCCAUCAAGCAACGGUACAUGCAAGUCGGAAAUGCGGUGGCUGUGCCUGUCGCCCGAGCUCUGGGUUACUCUCUGGGCCUCGCAUACCUGCACAAACACGAUGGGAGCAGCGACCCGCUGUUUGUGCUGCCCGCCAACUUCUUCAACCCGGGGCAGACCGAGGCCAUCGCGAGGGCUUCAUCGGUUGGAUUGCCUGCAGGCAAGGUUGACGAGGAAUAG